AUGAAGAAGCAGAUAGAAGCAGCGCUUGCCAUUUAUUUCCUGUUGUUUAUAAUGAUCUUGUUCUACAUCAACCAACACGGUAUUAAAAACACCAGGCUCCAAUCUCCUCCGAUCAGCGCCCUACGAUAUUACCCUAAACAUCAGAGUAAUACAGAGAAAUUUUUGAACUCGAUAAAGGGUACAAAUAGAAGUCUUACAGUUGUUACGGCAUUGUUUAACAUAGGAAGUUUUGUUACUGGAAAUCGAUAUCAAAUAAGGACACCUGGCGACUAUAACUUGUGGAUAAAGACGUUUCAGUAUCUGAAAAAUCCUGUGGUGUUCUAUACAGAUGAUAGGACCUACGCACAUUCGUUUGCAGCACUCAGAAAAAGCUUCUCUCUGCUUACAGAGGUAGUGCAUAUUAAUCGAUCUCAGUUAUGGGCUUUUAGAAUAAUUUCUAAAAUCAAGAAAAUAUACUCAACUCCCGGAUAUCCGCGCCAUUACCCGAACACGUUUAUCCCGGAAUAUACAAGUUUAACCCAUUCUAAACAGCAGAUCCUUGCCGAUACUGUGAGUAGACAUCCGUUUGAUACAGACUGCUACUGCUGGCUGGAUGCAGGAUAUUUUAGAGACAGUAUUCAACUCGAGAAGAAAUUUUGGAUGGAGGUUCCAAACGACUUCAAUAAAUCUCGCAUUGGUGUGACUCGUGUGUUCCCUUCGGACUUAGAAAAUACUAAUGCAAAAUUUAUUUUGCUGAUGAAUAAGAAUUGGGUUGGUGGAGGACUCUUCUUAGGUACACCUUGUGUAAUUUUGAAGUUUCACGAUCAAUAUAAAAAGGCUGUGAUGCGAUAUUUAAAUCAAGGAAUCAUGAAUGUAGAGCAGCAUAUUCUGUACGCCAUGUACACGAAAGCAGAGAGGAAAAAAUAUCCUAUAGAUGUAGAAUUGCAGUUAUAUAUACCCGGACAGAAGCAUGUCAGGAACGGUAACCCGUGGUUUUAUCUGGGUUAUUUGAUGUAUAGGGAGGAACCAAAAUAGUGACAAUAAUUUUGAUGUUGUAGCUGAUCUUUCAGAUCAAUGUAUCCCUAUAAUAUACAGUGAUAGUAAUUUUCUAAUAAGAAUUACAAAUUUUGUGAAGUACUUUCUUAUAGAUUGGGGUUUUGUGAAUAUACUAAAUUUCUUAUAUAUUUUGUAUUUAGAACUGUUACAUGUAAUCAUGAACAAUGCAUGUACAGUGUAGUUUUCCCACUAAAAUUCAUGAUAAUCCUCACAUAAACUCUUGUUAAGUUAUCAAACUUGCUUUGUUCUGUACUAAUGAUUACGUUUGUAUCGUCUUUCCCUUUGAAGUGUAUAUCGUACAUGUAUCUUGAAUGUAAAAUUUUGUGAUGUGCCAUUUAAAUUAUAAAUGCAAUUGAUUGGUUUAAAUCAUAUCUGCAAGAUAGAAUUCUACGUGUGCAGAUGGGCUCCAUAUCCCCUGAUACUUUAGGCAUCACAGCAGGAGUACCACAAAGAUCUACCUUGGGUCCCUUGCUAUUUUUAUUUUACAUCAUUGAUAUUCCA
Ostrea edulis (European flat oyster) is the source of this 1536-nucleotide messenger RNA. RefSeq lists its product as uncharacterized. The transcript has 2 exons. The record is from RefSeq and is a predicted model, not a curated record. Bases 1 to 1014 code for a protein of 337 amino acids. NCBI's taxonomy places the organism in Eukaryota, Metazoa, Mollusca, Bivalvia, Ostreida, Ostreidae.